Messenger RNA from Dermatophagoides pteronyssinus (European house dust mite), 1014 nucleotides. RefSeq names its product transmembrane protein 33-containing Krueppel homolog 2 (gene Kr-h2). Gene Ontology annotation, cellular component: membrane; endoplasmic reticulum. NCBI's taxonomy places the organism in Eukaryota, Metazoa, Arthropoda, Arachnida, Sarcoptiformes, Pyroglyphidae. The record is from RefSeq and is a predicted model, not a curated record. Gene Ontology annotation, biological process: endoplasmic reticulum tubular network organization; membrane organization.
GCUUUUUUAAUUUAUUAAUUCCAGUUUUGCAUUCAAGUUAAAAAAACACUAGUCAUUGUGGAAAUAUUGUUUUGGAUUAUUUCGUUUUUUGAAUCUUUGAAUUGUUAUUAUUGAAAAUAUUCCUUGGCUCAAUUAUGGCUGAAACAUCAACUAACCGAGCUUCCACUGCUGAUGAUAAUAAUUAUGAACAAUCAACGGAAACAACUUCGACGGGUAUCGGUGCUGUUUUUAGACAUUUGACAUCAAAACCGACAACCACUUUAUUAUUAACCAUGCGAGUGGCCACAUUAACUUUCACAUUUUUAUACCUGGUACCAUUAACAUCAAUUUCACCAUCAAAUCUUUAUCAAAAAGCAUUGGUAUCGAAUGCUGCCAUAUCAGCUUUACGUCUUCAUCAACGAUUACCACCAUUUCGUAUUAGCCGUGAAUAUUUCUACAUGCUUUUAGUAGAAGAUUCGGCUCAUUAUCUAUUUUAUUCACUAAUAUUCAUAUCGAAUCAACCGAUUACAUUGGUACUUUUACCGAUUGCAUUAUUCUCUUUCCUACAUGCAUGUAGCGCUAUACUUAAUGUCAGUAAUGUUGCCGGCAUUACCGGAGCAUCUAAACGCUUUCUUGAAAAUAUAUUACAAAGUCAACGACAAAUACUCUUGACCAUUGCAUUGGCCGAAAUCACAUUGAUGCCGACCAUUAUAUUUGCCAUAAUAGCUGGUUUGGCCAGCAUAUUCACUCCGUUUAUGUACUAUCAAUUUGUUGCAUUACGUUAUUCGUCCCGUCGCAAUCCAUAUAGUCAACAGGCGUUCCAUUGGCUACGAUUAUCAUUGCAACAUUUCGCAAUGUCACCUCGCUGUCCAUCAAUAUUACAAACAAUCAUUUAUCGUGGUAUCGAAAUUGUUUGUCGAUUUGCGCCACAAAUCCAGCAAUGAUAAACACAUCCACAUUCGAUGAUGACCGGUGACCAAAGUAAAAAAAUACAUUCGAUUUUAAGAUGAACAAUCUUUUAUUAUUCAUUAGUUG